AUGAUUGCGCCCGCUACUGGCCAAGUGGCUUCCUCCUUCGGCAUUGACAAUGAUGUUAUACUUGCACUCACAACGUCUAUCUUCGUGCUUGCAUAUGCCAUGGGACCAUUGUUUCUUGGUCCAUUGAGUGAGAUUUAUGGACGGUCACGCGUUUUGCAAUUGGCAAAUCUAUGGUAUCUCGUAUGGAAUCUUGUCUGUGGAUUCGCACAGUCAGAAUCCCAGCUUAUUGUUUUCCGAUUUCUUUCUGGCAUCGGAGGCAGCGCGCCUUUGUCGAUUGGCGGAGGCUUUCUUGGGGACUGCUGGCAACCACAUGAACGAGGAAAGGCUGUCGCCAUUUACUCCUUAGCUCCACUAUUGGGCCCCGUCGUGGGACCUGUCACAGGAGCCUGGGUGGCUCAAUAUUCGACCUGGAGAUGGGUGUUCUGGUCUACGUCCAUUGUGGAUGCAGCCAUUCAAAUCAUUGGAAUGUUUACACUUCAAGAGACUUACGCGCCUCUCUUACUGGAAAGGAAGGCAGAGCGGAUUCGCAGAUCGAUGGAUGCCGAAAAAGCGCCGUACAGAGAAAUCCGUACCGUUUUCGAAGGUCAAGAUCGCUCGACCAUCAUGGCGAAGUCGCUCAUCCGCCCUUUUGCACUCUUUGCCUAUGAGCCCAUCGUGCAACUCCUUGGCGUUUACAUGGCAUAUUUAUACGGGAUAUUUUAUCUAUUUUUGACGACAAUACCAUCGAUCUUCCAGGGCAUAUACCAGCAGCCGGUAGGAAUCGCCGGCCUUCAUUACGCUGCACUUGGCAUAGGACUGUCAGUGGCGUCCCAAUUAAAUGCGAGAACGAUGGACAAGGUUUACAUUUAUCUGAAGAGUAAAUACGGUGGAGUUGCGAAGCCGGAGUUUAGAUUGCCCGCUAUGGUUCCCGGAUCUCUGUUACUUCCAAUCGGGUGCUUGAUUGUAGGCUGGACUUCUCAAGCUCAUACUCAUUGGAUAGCUCCAGAUAUUGGAAUUGCGCUUGUGGGGGCAGGCAUCAUUCUGAAUUUCCAGUGUAUCCAGACCUACAUCAUUGAUUGCUUUACGCUUCAUGCCGCUUCUGCUAUGGCCGCUGUCUCCUGUUUGCGGUCACUAGCCGGCUUUGGAUUUCCCUUGUUUGCUCCAGCGAUGUACAAAGCACUCGGGUUCGGGAAAGGCGAUACUAUUUUGGCAGUGGUGGCAAUCGUCCUAGGCUGUCCUGCACCCUGGAUACUUUGGCAUUACGGGGAGCGGAUACGGAACAGCAGUCGAUAUGCGCGGUGA
This is a messenger RNA of Suillus subaureus, 1281 nucleotides long. RefSeq names its product major facilitator superfamily domain-containing protein. Gene Ontology annotation, molecular function: transmembrane transporter activity. The transcript is spliced from 13 exons. Gene Ontology annotation, biological process: transmembrane transport. Lineage: Eukaryota; Fungi; Basidiomycota; Agaricomycetes; Boletales; Suillaceae. The record is from RefSeq and is a predicted model, not a curated record. The coding region runs from base 1 to 1281 and encodes 426 amino acids.